Molecule: messenger RNA, 1010 nt
Organism: Nematostella vectensis (starlet sea anemone)
Lineage: Eukaryota; Metazoa; Cnidaria; Anthozoa; Actiniaria; Edwardsiidae
Product: ankyrin repeat domain-containing protein 54
Exons: 2
Coding region: 1-831 (276 amino acids)
Molecular function (GO): protein binding
Source: RefSeq, a predicted model, not a curated record
AUGGAGGACGAACAAGAAAAGGAAAAAACGUCGCCCGCGUCUAAGGAAUUCAAACUAGAAUGGGGUUCUAGCUCUACGCCUCUUCAGCUUGAUGGUCGUAAUGUGUUCCCAUUUUCAUCAGGUUUUGGUACAGUGUAUAGUCUACCAGAUGGUGAGCGAGAUACUAGGGAAGCGAUCUCUGGGCCAAUACUACCGUCGCAUUCUAAAUUAAAGGCACAGGUUUACACGAAAAAGUCACCAACAGGCUACGACUAUCUCCUACAAAGGCGACUGAGAGAGGCUGUGAGCAUCUCCGACAUUAACUGUAUACAAAGGUUAAUUAGUAGCGGAGUGAAUCCGUGCAGUGCCGACUCUAAACAGAGAACACCGUUGCACUUUGCGGCUACACAAGGGAAUGAACAUGUUGUCAAAGUAUUACUAGAAAAUGGAGCCAAUCCUAAUGCACGCGACGUUAAUGGCAACACUCCAUUACAUCUUGCUGCAUGUACUAACAAAGUUCAAAUAGUGACAUUACUUUUAAAGGCAGGAUCAGACCUAAAUGCAGUUGAUUACACUGGUAGAACCCCCCUUGAAGUUGCCCGUUCGACAUUGAGGGUGUUGCAUGAGGAUGUGGUCAUUCGCACAGCCCCACUGCGCUAUAGGCAAGAAGUGCUGCAGAUUAUAGAUAUGUUAAAGGAGUAUAUGAACAGAACUAACAAGGAAGGAGAGAAAUUGAAACUUGAUGAGUUGUGUAGUCAACUCAAUAAAACAACAACUAUUGAAGAGGUAGAUCAAAUUCAUGAGCUGCUUACAAGUUUUACCUUACUUGAUUUGUCAAACAGUGACACUUAAGGUAACAUGCAAAGAACACAGGAAGAGUCAACAGCUGUAGAGUUUUACCAUGCUUUACUAGCUUAAGAAAUGACAAAGCUUUCUGUUAUCAAACAGCAAAAUUAUACAACAGAGAAAUUCACAAAGGCUAUAAGUGAAAGAAAUGGACAGUUUCAAAAAUAUAUUAUUUUUGUAUCCAG